AUGUCAGAGCCAGCGACUAAGAAGAGAAAAAUUUUCAACUUCGAAAGCUUUUCCGCACCUCUCAAGAUCAUCGUAGGGAAGACUAAACAGGAAUUUUAUGUCAAAAAGGACCUGGUUUGCGAGGGAUCUAAGUUUUUCCGUGCUGCCUGCAAAGAGCAUUGGGAAUCUGGAACGAAUAAUCUUGUUACACUCGACGAGGAUGAUCCUGGAAUUUUCGCCAUAUUUGUCGUUUGGCUUCUGACUGGGGAAAUCAAUUCCUGUGAAUAUCUAAUCCAGAAGCCCACGUCUGAUCCCCGUCCAUUGGUCCCUGCCAUCACAAGUUUCGCCCAAAGGAAGAUCGCCCAAGAAAAGAAGAUCAUGCACAUCGACAAUCAACUGCACCAGCUUUUCGAAUGUUACUACCUUGAUGACUCUAUUCAAGCGCAAAGUUUUCAAAACUACAUCAUGGACAGAAUUCUUCAGAAGGGAAAAGCACGGCUGGACGUCAGGAAAGCUUAUCGAAACAAGCAAAAGCCUCUCCCUCUCCCCAGUGGACCUGAUGAACUCAGCGAAAUCUACCAAAAGACCACAGCGGGAUCUUGCCUUAGGAAGUUCCUGGUGGAGUAUCGAUUGUGCGAUGGAAGUGAGAUAAAUGCCGAGGAUAUUGAGCAAUUCAUCCGCUUGAAUUGUCACGAAUAUGUCAGUGAAAUACUCGCGGCAUCAACGAAGUACUACAACAUGAGAAAGAAGGCGCUAUCGUUCUAUGAGCAAGACUGCUGCCACUUCCAUGUACAUGAAAGCAUCGAAGUCAUGAAGUCGCAACCUACGAUUGUUCUUCCAGAUGACCUUUAA
Molecule: messenger RNA, 831 nt
Organism: Glarea lozoyensis ATCC 20868
Lineage: Eukaryota; Fungi; Ascomycota; Leotiomycetes; Helotiales; Helotiaceae
Exons: 3
Coding region: 1-831 (276 amino acids)
Source: RefSeq, a predicted model, not a curated record